AGGCACGCUGCUGAGGGAGUGGGACAGAUUCUGGGAGCGAAGCGGGGAGGAGUCCUGGCCGAGCUGAGCGAGGGGUUGGGGGAGCAGCUUGGCAGUGCCAGAGCCCAGGCCCCAGAGCCCUGCUGGAGAGGAGACAGUCCGAGGAGGCAGGCCCCCCGAGGAGUGAGGCGGUGAGAUGGCAGACUGCUACACGGAGCUGGAGAAGGCGGUCGUGGUCCUGGUGGAAAACUUCUACAAGUACGUGUCUAAACACAGCCUGGUCAAGAACAAGAUCAGCAAGAGCAGCUUCCGGAAGAUGCUUCAGAAAGAGCUCAACCAUAUGCUGACGGACACGGGAAACCGAAAGGCUGCCGACAAGCUCAUCCAGAACCUGGACGCCAACCACGAUGGGCGCAUCAGCUUCGAUGAGUACUGGACCUUGAUAGGCGGCAUCACCAGUCCCAUUGCUAACCUCAUCCGCCAGCAGGAACAGCAGGACAGCAGCUAGAGGACCCUCCCACCUUCCCUUCAUGGCGCUGCCUGCCGCCCAGCCCCUGGUGCACUUCCCAGGCUCCCCUCAGCCUCCUCUGCCCACCCAGGCUCCCACCCUCGCUUCUCCCUCCAGACCUUCUGCUGGCCCUUGCUGAACAGGGCAAAGGGCCCCUUUGUGAUGUCUCAGUCUGGGGGUGACUCCCUAGGGGUCUUAGUCCCUGGAGCCAGCAGGCUCUGAGGCCCCCUCUGAGUUUUCAAUGCUGUUUGGGGGGUCCCAUGAGUUUCCUCGCCUGCUUAGUCCAUCAGCCCUUCCAGCGGCUGAUGUUCUGCCUGAUUCGGGGUCUCUCCCGACCUCUGGAGGUCAGCUUGCUGCUUGAGGUCUUCCUGCUCCUGGCAGCGGCAGCAGAGCUCUCCCCUUUCUCUCACCCCCUU
Messenger RNA from Odobenus rosmarus divergens (Pacific walrus), 903 nucleotides. It is a transcript of the gene S100A16, whose product is annotated as S100 calcium binding protein A16. Gene Ontology annotation, molecular function: calcium ion binding. NCBI's taxonomy places the organism in Eukaryota, Metazoa, Chordata, Mammalia, Carnivora, Odobenidae. Bases 176 to 487 code for a protein of 103 amino acids. Gene Ontology annotation, cellular component: perinuclear region of cytoplasm; nucleus. The record is from RefSeq and is a predicted model, not a curated record. The transcript is spliced from 3 exons.